GAGACUAUUAUAAGAAACUUAUUCUCAAACGAAAAAGUAAAAGUAUAUCUUUAGAAAUUAUUUGUCUUUUUUAUAUGAAAUCAAAAUGAAGGUAUUAAUUCAAGUUCAUAUUUUGUUUAUGAUUUUUUGGGAAAUUCAGAGCACAGCAUAUUUUGUUGAUAAUUUGCUCACUUGUCCACAAAAUAUGAUAGCUUAUUCAAUUAAUGAGAAUCCUACAGAAAGAGUGUGCGAUUGCAAAUCACAGCUUUUGUAUUAUCCACAAGAUGAUUCAUGUUACGAUGCUUAUAGACAAGGACCUUGUCCAUACAAACAUUAUUUAGUACUUCUUCCUGGAGAAGCGGUGGCAAGAUGUGUAAAGAAUCCUUGCAGCGUUGAUGGCUUUGUUCCUUAUCGUGGAAAAUGUCAUAUUCUCUGGGCAAAUGGAAAACCCUGUGAUGAUGAAUAUACAUAUCUUGGUUUCAACCAAAAUUAUCAAAUUGAAUGCAAUAAAUUUAAAUAUCAUGGAGACUUUGAAGAUUUGAGAAUAUCAAAAUUCUGUACAAAUAAUUCGCACCUUAUUUCAACAAGCGAGGACAACACUAGUUACAGUUGUGAAUGCAAUCAAAGAUUUUUAUAUUUAUCAAAAACUGAUUCUUGUCACAUGGCUUAUAGACAAGGCCCUUGCUCUCCUGGAAACUAUUUUGUUCUUCCUUUGGGUCAGAAUGAACCGCGAUGUGAGAAGAAUCCUUGUCAUGAAGAUGGUUUAGUUCCAUUUGAAGGUGGCUGUCAUCAAGUUUAUAAAUCAGGACCUCAUUGUCCUAUUCCUGAUUUAUUAACAGUCGACGAAAUUACUUUUCAAUUGCAAUGUACAUUUGAAACUAAAUCUUUUGGACCGCUAAGUGCUGGUGGCAUUAUAAAUGCACCGCGAAAAGUGUGUCCAUUAGGAAGUCGACGAAUUUUAACACUAUGUAAAAAAGCUUUUCAAUAAAAUAUGCUAAGCUGAAAAUAUUAUUUUUUAUAAUAGUUUUUAUUUUAUCCACUAAUAGGAUAGGUUAUAGCUGACUUAAAAAAUAUAUUUUUGGCUUAAAAAAAUAGAUUUUUUUUUUUUUUUUUUUUUAAUAAAACCGUGAUUUUAUUGUAUUAUCAAAACACUUGUUCAUUUAAGUUUUAAUUUCGAAAUCGGAAUCAAAAAUUAACUUUCGAUUCCGUUUGUUGAACGAAACGAAAAUUGAAUCUACUUUUAUUUACUUUCUCUAAUUUAUAUUUUCUAAGAAAGAAAGUCAGAAAGUAAAAAAAAAAACAAAUUCAUAGAAUGAAUGAAUUCUAGAAAAAAAAAUUUUUAACAUGUGAAAAAUUUUAAAACUAAAAUUUAUAUAUCCCCUAUUCUUAUUUUUAUAUUAUUUAAAAAAAAUACAAUGUGCAGGGCGUACGGGAAACGUUUGUUAUCUACGGUUAAAAUAUUUAAUUGUCCUAACUUUCAUACUUUUAUUUCUGUAUCUAGAAAAAAAUGAGUUGCAAAUUUCUGCAAUAUUUUUUUUUACAUAUAGAAAUACAUUUAAUAAAUGUGGAAAAUUUUAAAGCAGUAAAAAAUAUGACGCACAUUUGAAGAAUUAAAUUCUUGCAAUAAAAUAUAUCAAUUUGUCGACAACAGUA
Molecule: messenger RNA, 1632 nt
Organism: Leptopilina boulardi
Lineage: Eukaryota; Metazoa; Arthropoda; Insecta; Hymenoptera; Figitidae
Exons: 3
Coding region: 86-967 (293 amino acids)
Source: RefSeq, a predicted model, not a curated record